AUGCCAGAGGUGGCAGAGGGUAUGAACUGUAUGAACAAAGAUCAUGGGUGUGCACAUAUCUGCCGGGAGACGCCCAAAGGUGGGGUUGCCUGUGAAUGUAGGCCUGGCUUUGAACUUGCCAAAAACCAGAAGGACUGCAAAUUAACCUGUAACUAUGGGAAUGGAGGCUGCCAACACACCUGUGAUGACACAGAUACUGGUCCUGUGUGUGGUUGUCAUCAGAAGUAUGCCCUACACUCAGAUGGCCGAACCUGCAUUGAAACAUGUGCUGUCAAUAAUGGAGGCUGUGAUCGGACUUGCAAGGACACCGCGACAGGGGUACGAUGCAGUUGCCCAGUUGGAUUUACCCUGCAGCCUGAUGGGAAAACGUGCAAAG
This is a messenger RNA of Leptosomus discolor (cuckoo roller), 376 nucleotides long. The record is from RefSeq and is a predicted model, not a curated record. NCBI's taxonomy places the organism in Eukaryota, Metazoa, Chordata, Aves, Leptosomiformes, Leptosomidae.